GCAGUCAGGGGUGGUGCACCGGUUAGUCCCAGGUAAGUGGGAUCCGCGACCAAAGCGGGGCAGCUCCUCUGUAAAGAAAGAGAGAGCAUUACAUUUUAUUGCAGCUGCACUGUGUACUUUCGCUUUUGUUUUCUGUGUUUCUUUUGUUGUGUCAUUUCGCUUUUGUUUUUUGUGCUUCUUUUGUUGUUGUGACGACAGGGACGCUCCCCUGUAAAAGGAAGAGAGCGGGGAAUUCAUAGAACGGAACGCUCCCCUGUAAAAGGAAGAGAGCGGGGACUUUUGUACUUUCACUUUCUUUAUAGCUCUAAAAACAUUAUGGGUGUUGCUUCUUCAAGCCCAAUUUUGUUGGCCCUAGAUGGGUUGUUACAUUCAAAAGGACUUAAGAUAAAGCAGAGUACUUUGCAGAUGUUUUUAAGAGAAGCUGAUAUAGCGGCUCCUUGGUUUGCUUUUUCAGGGAGUCUUACGGUUCCCAGCUGGGACAAAUUAGGGAAAGAUCUAGAUUUCGCUGAUGAGCAAGGUACCUUGCAGGGUGGCAUUAUACCACUUUGGAAGUUAGUUAGAGGAUGUAUAACAGAUGGUAAAUGCCAGGAAGCUGUGAGUGAGGGUCAAGCUAUUCUUGAGCAGCUGCAUGAGGGAAAAUCUGAAGGAUCAUGUAGUGAAGUGGCAGAGAGUAUUAAAAGUAACAGUAGUGAGAAGGCAAAAGAGCCUGAAGAUAAAAAUAGGAGAAGGCUCUACCCAGACUUGACCGAAUUAAAAACGCCUGAGAACACAAGCGACUCAGAGAGUUCUGAGGACCUUGAUAUAUUGUUACAACAACUACAUAAGAUAAAAAUGAAAAAGAAGAAAAAGGAGACACAGGGCACGCAGGCCUACUGUAAGAAGGGGAAGGGAGUUAACAUUGGUCAACAAAACUCUGAGGAGGAGGAGGUAGAAUAUCUAGAAGAAGAUAUGGUGCCGAUUGCCCCACCUCCGUAUGUGGGGGGGAACCAAGGUUCCGGGAGAUCUUUUCAUGCACAAGUUUGGAGGACAGUUAAUACAGAUAUGGGACUUGCAUACGUUGUAUUUCAGGACAAUAACAGGGGAAGAUAUCAUGAGCCUUUAGACUUUAAGAUAAUUAAAACCUUGGCAGAAUCUGUCCGCACUUAUGGCAUAGAUGCCACUUUCACUCUCACUCAGGUGGAGGGACUUACUAGAUUUUGCAUGACUCCCUCAGAUUGGGCUAGUCUAGUCCGCGCUUGUGUUUCCCCAGGGAAAUAUUAGGAGUCCAAAGUUGGCUGUUUAAUGUUUCUGGCAGUACCCAAGACUCGGAG
Marmota monax (woodchuck) is the source of this 1310-nucleotide messenger RNA. RefSeq names its product endogenous retrovirus group K member 113 Gag polyprotein-like. The record is from RefSeq and is a predicted model, not a curated record. The transcript has 2 exons. The coding region runs from base 316 to 1260 and encodes 314 amino acids. Gene Ontology annotation, molecular function: structural molecule activity. Gene Ontology annotation, biological process: viral process. Lineage: Eukaryota; Metazoa; Chordata; Mammalia; Rodentia; Sciuridae.